AUGACAACUGGUAUGAAAUAUAACAACAACAAGUCCACUAUCUAUGUUGGUGGACUAGACGAUCAAGUUAAUGAACAAAUAUUACAUGCAGCAUUUAUUCCCUUCGGUGACAUAGUAGAAAUUCAAAUUCCACCGGAUCCGGCAUCUCAUAAUCAACACCGUGGAUUUGGUUUUGUAGAAUUUGAAGAAGCAAGUGAUGCACAAGCUGCAAUAGAUAAUAUGAAUUUAUCAGAACUUUAUGGUAAAGUAGUAAAGGUUAAUUUGGCGAGACCGAUUCGAAUUAAAGAUGGAAGUAUGAGAGCAGUAUGGUCCGAGGAUGCGUGGUUACAAAAGUACGCCCUUAAAUCAGCUGAUCCGAACGUACCUUAUGAAUCAGAUGAAGAGCAAGAUGAACAAGAUGAACAAGGAGAACAAGGAGAACAAGAACACGUAGAAGCACAAGAAACGCUAGAAACACAAACGAAAUCAAGUACAACUCAAAUGGAUACUUCUGAGGAUAUAUAG
This is a messenger RNA of Funneliformis mosseae, 504 nucleotides long. The record is from the annotation of a GenBank genome assembly. Lineage: Eukaryota; Fungi; Glomeromycota; Glomeromycetes; Glomerales; Glomeraceae.